AUGGCUGUGUGCGAGUGCAAUGCUAAGGGUGCACUUAGCCAGAAGCUUCCUCGCUUGGUGCACCUAGGCACCAAGGCUGGCCAUCUUCUAGCCCUGCAGUUUCACCUUGACCCACUACCCCUUGGGUCCCUACACUUAGCCAACUGUGUGUGGGUCACAUACACUUACAUGUCUGUCAGGGGGCCAAAAGCACUGAUGGGCCCUGAAGCGCUGGGACAUGGAAGGUUGCAGAAGGUUCUGGAAGAGCUAGAGAUGCCCUAUAUGGGAGGCCCCAGGCAACAUCACCCUUGCCUUGCUUUCUGGCACAGGGGCCCUUCUGUCUCUCUGUGCCAUCCUCUCCGGUGCCAACCCAUCCAGGUGCGCCUGGACGACGGCCGCAGACCCGCGGCCAUGGCCGGCGGCGCCUGUGAGGCAGGCCAGCCACAGCCGCCGCCGCUGCGGCGGGAAGGAGGAAGGCGGGCGCAGGCCCCGAGCCGCCGCAGGGGAGAGGUGGAGCCUCAGCCCCGAGAGCUCGACUUGGUCCCCCUUUCCGGCGGCUACUGUCCCCGGUCCUGCCCCCAGCCCAUUCCCCCCGGACCGGGACGGCGGGGUUCCCCAUGGGCGACCGGCAACGACCCCCCGGCGGGCGGGCGUGUGCGCGGGAGGCGGUGCUUGGCGCGGGCAAGGGGCGGCGCGGCGGAGCCUGCGCAGCUGCUGGCGCCCUUUAAGCCGCACCGCCCGCCCGGGUGUCUGUGCAGCUUAGGAGCCGCGCGGGUAGGAGCUGCCGCCAGCACCGCCUGCCGCCGGGGACGCGCCUUCCUCCUCCGGUCCCCCAUCUCCGGCAUCACCACCGCCCCCUCCUCCCCACCCUCUGCUCCGCCGCAUCCCCGCUCCUCCCGCCACAGCUCUAAGAUGCCUCGCUAUGAACUGGCUUUGAUCCUGAAAGCCAUGCAGAGGCCUGAGACUGCAGCUGUGCUGAAGCGCACUGUGGAGGCUCUUAUGGAGAGAGGAGCCAUUGUGAGAAACCUGGAAAACCUGGGAGAAAGAUCUCUGCCGUACAGAAUCUCCAAGCACAAGGAGCACCACAGAAGAGGAGGGUAUUUCUUAAUAGACUUAGAGGCCCCACCUUCGAUAGUAUCACCCAUGAUGGAUCAUUUAGGACGUGAUAUCGAUGUAAUUAGACCUGCCUUUAUAAAGCAUCUUCCAUCAAAGACAGAAGAGUGCAGUGGCAUAGUCCCAGCCAACUAUGAAGACAAACUUACUGCCAAGAAGAAGUGAAGAUUUCAACAAACAUGCUUGAAACUUUUUUACUAUCUUCUUUUAUUCCUCCUCUGGAAAGCUGUUGUGAUAACUUAAUGCCUGUUAAAAAUAAUCGGUUUGGGCCAUGUUGUGUGUAUGGUUACACUACGCUGCCUUAAGCUAUUGUAAAAUCUAAAGUUUCUUUUUGUUCACAAUUAUUUGAAUCUAGACUUAAUCUAUAUGCUUUUAUCUUCGUAUCUGACAAGCGUGAGAUUUGAUUUUUCUUCUCUCUUAGAGCAUUUCUUUGAUGGUGAAGAUUCAUCCACCAUCAGAAUGCUAAAAACAGCAUUCUUUUGGGAAAAGAGAUUACCUCAGAAUAUGUGCAUUUACAUGAGAGAUUAAGAAGUCUGCAGUGUAAAUAUAGGAGUAUAGGGAUGUGAUUUGUUGGAGAUUCUUUGAUUUUUUUCUUGUUUUUGGAAAAAGGUAAUAAAGUGUGACUAAAAAUAAAA
Pogoniulus pusillus (Red-fronted tinkerbird) is the source of this 1727-nucleotide messenger RNA. It is a transcript of the gene MRPS6, whose product is annotated as mitochondrial ribosomal protein S6. The coding region runs from base 1 to 1257 and encodes 418 amino acids. Gene Ontology annotation, molecular function: small ribosomal subunit rRNA binding; structural constituent of ribosome. The record is from RefSeq and is a predicted model, not a curated record. The transcript has 4 exons. Lineage: Eukaryota; Metazoa; Chordata; Aves; Piciformes; Lybiidae. Gene Ontology annotation, cellular component: ribosome; mitochondrial small ribosomal subunit. Gene Ontology annotation, biological process: translation.